Nematostella vectensis (starlet sea anemone) is the source of this 3715-nucleotide messenger RNA. RefSeq names its product coiled-coil domain-containing protein 157. The coding region runs from base 401 to 2848 and encodes 815 amino acids. The record is from RefSeq and is a predicted model, not a curated record. Lineage: Eukaryota; Metazoa; Cnidaria; Anthozoa; Actiniaria; Edwardsiidae. The transcript is spliced from 9 exons.
UGUAACCAAAGCAAAAAUGGCGGCCGUGUUUUCAAAGUGAGAAAUAUAUUACUCCUCUUCUGUAACGUGUAAAAACAUGCACCAAAGCCUUGAAGACGUAUGUAUCUUGAAAGGAAGAUAAGUGGUGCUUUAUACAAAUGAUGGCCCCAGAUCUGUUUGUUCUUUUUUGACUCGAAAUUCUUAUUUGACUUGAAUGAUUGUAAUGUUAUUUGUCAUUUUGGGAAGUUUACAAAUACCGAAAAAGCGACAUCUAUUUUGCUUGGGGCCAUUACUAGCUCUUUUUGAACAAGCCAAGAAAAUUAUCCAAGUGGUAACAAACAUGAAUAUCAAUGCUAGAAGAUAAGCGACCACCAUUAAUGUGAUCGACUAGACCCGACAAGAAUCAGCUUCAUUUACAAUCAUGGCUCAUUUGCUUGGUACCGAAAGCUGCUUGGAUAGCUUGAGUCGUGAUGUGAGCGAUAUUCAAGCAGUUAUUACAGAUGUGAUCUCGCGCGUGGGACCCGUCCGAUUUCCUUCAUGGAAGUAUCCUGAUAAAGUUUCUAGUGAGCUCGAUAUUCAGGAUCUUCUUGAGCGAUAUUGUUAUUCCGAAGAUGAGGAUCACUGCAAGAUGUCCCACAUUAUUCUGUUCGAGCUGGUUAUUGAUAGACUGGUUCUGUUGCUACAGAGCAUGUCUCACUUCAUAGACCAGACCCUAAAGACCUCAGGAAAGGAGUCCCGGCCUCUGAGCGGAGUACUUGUUGGCUCUGCGAUGUCAGUAGGUCUUGUGGCCAAAAAAUACUGGAACAAGGCUGUCAAAAUGCAACAGAGCAUGCAACAGAUACAGCUAGAGGAUGAGACUAAAAACAAGACACUAUUCAAGAUGGAAGACACUAUUGGCGAUCUUCGUGAUGAGAUAAAGAUGUUUAAACAAGUGCUUGACAAGAAAAGAGGCAAACAUACCUCUGUUAGUGGCAAGAUUAAAAGCCAUGGACAAUCAGCCAGUUCCGCUAGGUUUAUUUUAUCACCUACAGAAAGCCUAAAUCUUAGAAGCCCUUCCCCCAGCCAUGACAUGACCCUCUUGGUUGAAGAUGUCGCAUUUGCAAAGACCCUUCAAGAAUCUGCAACCCAAACUUAUGACACAGCUUUCAUCCCAUGUGAGGCAUGCUCUAGAACUCAGCAGAACCUGUUAGAUGUGGGAAAUAUGGUGAUGAAUUUGUGCGAGUCUCAAGGACUGCUAUCUUCUUUAGCUAAGCAGAAGAAGUUGUUGCGGAAGUCUCUCAUGGCAGCUGCUGAUAUCUCUAGAUGGGCAUCAGAACAGAAUCAGGACUUAGCUAGAAUUAAUAGCCAUCUAGACAACCUCUAUGCACAGAUAAACCCUUUGGAAGCAAAGCUAAAAAGCUCAGAGGAAAGGUGCCAAAGCCUACAGAAAGAGAUUAAAAGUUUAGAGGAUGAUUUCAAUGUUGAAAGGGAUCAAAUGAAGGAACGGGAGGGUGAAUUUAAACAGAAACUACAGAAAAUUGUUGAGGAUAAGGACACACUGCUGUCAGAUGCAGCAGAUGCUAACAAAACCCUUGAAGAAGGCAAGAAGAUGCUCCAGGACAUGGUAGCUAAGCUGAAUAUUACAAUCAAAAGUCAAAAGGAAACAAUGAAAAAAUUAGAAACUGAAAACUCAGGACUGGCUGCUAGUUUCGAGAAAGAGUGUAAAGAAGUUGAGCGGCUGAAAGGAGUCGAUGAGGAGAUUGUCAAUAUUAAGAUUGAGCUAAAUGAUGUCCAGAUAAAACUAAGGGAAACUUCCAUGGAACUUGGCAAGACUCAAGCUAAAAACAGAUCCCUGAUCAAACACGAACAGGCUCUUCAGGGUAAGCAUGAUACUCUUCUACAAAGAGUUGAUGAGCUAGACAGUGAGUGUGAGGACCUGAGAGGCCGUCUCAUGGAUGUUGAGGGGGAAAGGGAUGACCUGCAAGACUCCCUAGAGACUGCUGAAGGCAAAACUAUCAAGCUAACACAGGAAUUAGAUGAAAAAAUGAAACUCAUUGCGGGCAUAAAAGAGGAAAAGCAAGGUCUAGUAGCGGAGGUUGAGCAUCUUCAGAAGAGCUCUGAGGAGCUUCAGCAGCAGCUUACAGACACAGAGGAGAAGCUGCAGAUGGUCAUGGAGUACCCCACUAUGGACGGGUCGACAGGACAUGGUGAUGCUAAUGGUGGUGGUGAGGUGACAGAGCUUGACGUAGUGAAGGACAUGGAGCGACAGGUGAUGGCCAACAAUAUCCGCAUUCAGCUACUGGAAGAACAGAACGACAAGCUCAGAAGCUCAAUUACUUUACUUAUGAAUGCCUCUGCAAACGCUCCUAGAAAAACGGCUCAAGAUCCAAUGACAUUAUGGAGACCACAGAGCUCAUACAAAGAUGACAAGCGAAAGUACAGGACACCAAGUCCGGGGUGCUUCAUCGACUCCCCACCACAAGACAAGACAUCCAAGAGGCCACCAUCGGCUCAAAGGCAACUUUCAGCCGUGGACGAGUACACUACCUUCUUGGUCCAGCCACGCCCGCCUCCCAAACCUCGUGCGGAGUCUGCUAAGACCCGACACCACAGCCCAGGUGCAUCACGGUUACAAGAGAAGCGAGACUCGGCAUCUCUGAGCGCCAAGCUGGCCGCUAGUAGAAACCACGUGCGUGACCACGUGCAACCGGAAGAUGAAGUGUUCUCUAAGCCUCGUGUAAAGGAAGGGAAGAACCGGGUCAAAAGCCCGUCUGGGUACUCGCCGGUUGAUAUGUUUGUCUGUUCCGGGUGUGACAAGAUGUAUAAUAGCCAGAAGGACUUGGACAUCCACAAGUCCUUCUGUUACGGAAACGUCAUGGCUAUGUCAUAGGAAGCUACUAAGAAGAAGCCGUGCUGUGACGGCGUCACGUAACGAUUCGUGGAGGAAGCUGCCGUAGCCUGACCACGUGAGAACGCUAGCGUGACGUAACCGGAAGUUAUCGAGAUGUGGCCACUUCUCGACGAAAAUCACUUUGAAAACCAUGGCGUGACAAAAGCCAGCGUGACAGACCUCGCCCUUAGACCCUUUUUCAUUCCCCACUCUCCCACAAAACACAUUGUCCGGUAGGCUUAAAGGAGUGCUCGGGAAAGAGUGGCUGAGGCGUACAGUGUCCGGAAGCGGGAGUGGUCAGAGAGAGCCGCAGAGGCGUACAGUGUCCGGAAAGCGGGAGUGGUCGGAGAAAGCGGCAGAGGCGUACAGUGUCCGGAAAGCGGGAGUGGUCGGAGAAAGCGGCAGAGGCGUACAGUGUCCGGAAAGCGGGAGUGGUCAGAGAGAGCGGCAGAGGCGUACAGUGUCCGGAAAACGGGAGUGGUCGGAGAAAGCGGCAGAGGCGUACAAUGUCCGGAAAGCGGGAGUGGUCGGAGAGAGCGGCAGAGGCGUACAGUGUCCGGAAAACGGAAGGGAGUGGUCGGAGAGAGCGGCAGAGGCGUACAGUGUCCUGAAUACGGAAGGGAGUGGUCGGAGAGAACGGCAGAGGCCUUGGACACUAUAAUAAUCAAUAUUUACGCAGAAUUGCUUGGGAAAUUUCGCGUUUACAGAAACUUGAAGCACUUCGUUAAAAUUUAACUUUGAUGACACAGGUUGAACAUUAUGUUGAUUUCAAACUAUUAUGUUGUUACACACUAAGUUGAACACUGAUAUUAUAUUUGUGAAACACUCUUAAUAAAACUAAUAAACUAAUGAAAUCACCCCUCUCUA